Messenger RNA from Loxodonta africana (African savanna elephant), 3884 nucleotides. RefSeq names its product actin related protein T3 (gene ACTRT3). NCBI's taxonomy places the organism in Eukaryota, Metazoa, Chordata, Mammalia, Proboscidea, Elephantidae. Bases 977 to 2095 code for a protein of 372 amino acids. The record is from RefSeq and is a predicted model, not a curated record. The transcript has 2 exons.
AGCAUGUGCAAAACUGAGGUGGAGGGCCGGGGUGGGGAGUAGAGUAUCUGGACAAGAAGGUGCACUUUCUCGUACACAAUGUAUUGGAAUUUUUCUAAAUUUGAAUUUCAUAUGACGCAAGGAAUCUCACUUCUUCUGCAAAGAGACGUGACACAGUCUUAUGUCUGAAAAUCAAGACUAUGAAACGAGAAUGAGCUUUCAGAUUACAGCGGGGGAAAAAACGACAAGAUUUCUAAAAGAAUGUGAAAUUCUACCAUUUUGGUUUUCAUUCAGCGCUGUACAUCGUCUUUAGGGAACACAGGUAUGAAACACAGCAAAACAUUGCUCAGUAGACAGAAGAAGAAAAAAAAGUCUUUUAAAACCCAUUUAAAAUCCUAGCAUUUUUUCCCCCUCCUUUCUUUUUAGGAGUUGACGAGCGUCUCAAAGUAAGGGCUGUGAGUGCCUCUCCCACCGCUACAACUUCCCCGAGUUAGAUGUCCCUACAUUUCCCAGGGUCAAGGGUGCGUUCCUGAGCUUUCCGCAGACCCUGGACCCACACUUGUUCAUCGGAAUUCAACAGCUUUGCGAAAUAGUGUUUCUGGCUCUUCGAGGUCUUGGAGAAACGCACUUGUGAACAGUUAGAUUUAAUCCUUCGGGGGGAAAGUCGGGUUUUCCUGAUGUUAGUAUUCUCGGAUUCCCAAGGGAGCCCAUCCGAGACAAGGCGUAACCGAGGGCGGUUCUGUGGAGCGCAGGGCGUGCCCAGAGUAAGCGCGCCCGGCCUCUCCCGACCCCCAGCCUGCCCCAACCGAGAGCAGGACCCCCGGCCGUGCCGGGGCCUCUGUGACGCGGCGUUCCAGACCGUCGGGUCCGCGCGUCGCUGGGCCUGGUAAGGCGGCGGAGAGUGCCGCCCCCGCGCACUGUCGGUUCUCCCGGAGCAAACCGCAGCCAGGGCAGCCGGAGAGGCCCGGCGACCCGACGCGGCGGCGGCGGCGGCGACAUGAGCUACCACCAGCUACCGGUAGUGAUCGACAACGGCUCGGGGGCGAUCAAGGCGGGCCUGGCUGGAAGCCGGGAGCCCCAGUUUGCCUGCCCGAACAUUAUCGGCCGCGCCAAGGGCCACACCUGGGCGACCGAGGGCUCUGAGGCACUGUUCGUGGGCGACCAGGCGCAGGAGAGGCGAAGCUCGCUGUCCAUAAGCUAUCCAGUGGAACGCGGUCUCAUUACUUCCUGGGGAGACAUGGAGAUCAUGUGGAAGCAUCUCUAUGACCAUGACCUGAAGCUAAAGCCCUGUGAUGGUCCAGUCUUGAUUACAGAGCCAGCACUAAACCCACUGGUCAACCGGCAACAGACCAGUGAAGUGUUUUUUGAGCAUCUGGAGGUUCCUGCCUUCUAUAUGUCCAUCCAGGGUGUCCUGGCACUGUUUGCUGCAGGCUUCACAACUGGCUUUGUGCUGAAUUCGGGUGCCGGGGUUACCCAGUGUAUACCCAUCUUUGAGGGUUACUGUCUGCCUCAUGGUGUCCAGCAGCUAGAUCUGGCAGGCCUUGACCUCACCAACUACCUCAUGAUGCUGUUAAAGGACCAUGGUAUCAUGCUGCUUAGCACUGCAGACAGACAGAUUGUCGCAGACAUUAAGGAAACCUGUUGUUAUGUGGCAAUGAACUAUGAAGAGGAAAUGGCCAAGAAACCUGAGUAUCUGGAGAAAGUUUACCAACUGCCUGAUGGGAAGACUGUCAAGCUUCAUGACCAGCUCUUCAGGUGUUCAGAGGCCCUCUUUGCUCCACGUCUCUUGAACCUUGAGGCUCCUGGUAUUGAUAAGAUGUGCUUCAACAGCAUAAUGAAAUGUGAUACAGAUCUGAGGAAUUCCUUCUUCUCCAAUAUUAUCCUUGCUGGGGGAUCAACCUCUUUCCUGGGUUUAGAAAAGCGGCUAGUUAAGGAUAUAGCAAAGGUGGCACCUGCCAACACUCCUGUGCAGGUUACAGCUCCCCCAGAAAGGAAAAUGUCGGUGUGGAUGGGAGGUUCCAUUAUUGCAUCCCUGUCUGCCUUCCAGGACAUGUGGAUCACUGCCGCAGAAUAUAAAGAGGUUGGACCCAACAUAGUGCACCAAAGAUGCUUCUGAAGUACAGAUGAACUGGUUAAAACAUUUUGAGCAUAUAUGACAGAGAAAACUUUGGAUAUUACAUGUUUCUGGUAGAACAGAAAAUAUUUUAAUCACUGGAUUGUCCGUGUCUCUGAUGUAUUUUUAUAAUUGGGGAAAAUAACAACGGUGAAGCAAUCGAGCAGAUGUUCAUUGAAUAGAACCUAGUUAAAUGCUAGAAGAAACACUAUUCUGUGUCUUUGAGAGUUUACAUUUCCCUUGGGGAGAAAGCAAUUUUUGGUAAAACAGAGUAUGUGCCAAAAAAGUGAUAGAGAUUUAAGCUUGUUGAAGUUUAGGGAAAGAAAGUUGCUGUAGUGCGGGAAGAUUUCAGAGAGGAGCCAUGCCACUGUGGAUGGGAUGGAGUUAGGAAUGGGUAGAGAAAAAAAGGGAGGGGGGAUGGGGAGGAAGGUAUCCAGGCAAGGAUAAUGGAGUCAGGGGGUAGAGAUGAGAAUGAACAAAGCAUAUUUAGGGCAUGUUUAAUAGACUGAUUUUGUUAAAAGACUAAGAGCUAUGACUGGAAAGGUAGAUUAAGGCCAGGGAAUGGAAACCUUUAAGUGUUAAAUGUUCUCUAGGCAAAGGGAAGCAAUUAAAGAUUUAAAAGCAGGAGAUACAACAUAAUGUGGUGGUGGUUUGUAGGAUAAAUUAGACUGGGAAGGGCCUGGACAUGAGGUGAUCAGUUAGGAAGCUAUUAGGCUAAACAGAAAGUAGCCAAGUCCUGUACUCAAGAUUAUAGGCAAUGGAACUGGAAAAAAAAAAUUAUGAAGAAAUAGCAAGUCUUAUUGUGUAAUUAGGUAGAUGUGAAGGGGCAAAGAGGACUGAGAUGACCUGGGUAGCUGAGAGAAUGUUGGCAGCAUUGACAUAUGACAAUUUAGUUAUUUACUCUGUGCAAAGCACUGUGCUAAGUACAACGAGUGCUAAACCAGGAGUCAGAUCCUGCCCUUAGGAAGCCAGCAGUCUGGUAGAAGAUGUGAAAUUGAUGCGUAAAUUACAAAGUAGAAAGUGAUUUAGCAUCCUAGUAGAAGGAUAAAAUGCUCUGGGGGGUUCAUAGGAGGGAGAAUACCAGUUGAGGGACUCAGAGAAGACUUUCUAGGAGAUUUGGCCUUGGGACUGGGCCUGAAGGACAACGGGAAUGUAAACCUCAUGGAGUGCCCUUCCCUCUGAAUUUAGGAGCAGCAUGCAAGAUAGGUCCAGACCCUGCCACCUGCCAGGCGCGUAACUUCAGCAAGUUGUUUAAACGUUCUGAAGAUCAAUUUCCUCAUCAGUAAAAUGGGAAUGCUAAUCUCUACCUGUCUCACAGGAUCAUUGGGAAGUUCAGACGGGAUAAUGUACCUAAAGGCAGUUUAAAAAAAACUGUAAAAUAUGCCAUUUUUUGCUUACAGAAUUUACAGGGCCAGUUCAGAUGCCACCUCUCUGGAGUCAAAAUUGAUUAUUCCUUUGUGUCCUCUAGUACAUUUUAUUACUUGUACUUCUAUUGACCAUGAAGUCUUUUGGUUUGCUUGUCUUUCUCCCUCAGUAGACAGAAGACAAGUUCUUAGAAGGCAGGGAUUGUGACCUUUUCCUUUUCAUCGCUGUCCCCUUUUCUUGAUAUAUACAAAAACCCAUUGCCAUUGAGUCAAUUUCAACUCACAGUGACCCUAUAGGACAGAGCAGAACUGUCCUAUUGGUUUUCCAGUGAGCAGCUGGUGGAUUUGAACUGCCAACCUUCUAGCUAGUGGCCAAGCUCUUAACCACUAUGCCACCGGGGCUCCACCACAGCUGCAAAAAAAAAAAA